Molecule: messenger RNA, 1284 nt
Organism: Alligator sinensis (Chinese alligator)
Lineage: Eukaryota; Metazoa; Chordata; Crocodylia; Alligatoridae
Product: olfactory receptor 1020-like
Exons: 2
Coding region: 143-1129 (328 amino acids)
Biological process (GO): sensory perception of smell; G protein-coupled receptor signaling pathway
Cellular component (GO): membrane
Molecular function (GO): odorant binding; G protein-coupled receptor activity; olfactory receptor activity
Source: RefSeq, a predicted model, not a curated record
GGAGAGCAGUCCAGUGGCUGCAGGAGGGGGAACUACUGAGGACUCCCGGAGAAGCGGCAGUAACCCACAGGAAAAGGAUUGUAGCAAAUGGUAGGAGAGCAGAAGCAUGAUCCCCUGAGAAAUUCCAUUGCCCAGGGAAGAAAUGGUCACAGGAGGUAACACCACGUUCCAAGAGUUCAUUCUCUUGGGACUAACAGAAAGUGCAGGCAUGCAGGCUGUCCUCUUUGUGGUGUUUCUUCUGAUAUACCUUACCACCAUGGUGGGGAACCUUGGAAUCAUGGCCUUGGUCAGAGUCAGUCCUCAGCUGCAUACACCCAUGUACUACUUCCUCAGCCACUUCUCAUUUGUUGAUGCUUGUUACUCCACAACCAUCACUCCCAACAUGUUGGUGGCUUUGCUCUCAGACAGCAAAGCCAUUUCCUUUGCUGGAUGUAUAGUACAGUGCUACAUUUUUGUUGGUUUUGUGCUUGUUGAGUGUUACCUUCUGGCUGUCAUGGCCUAUGACUGUUACGUAGCUAUCUGUAACCCACUUCUUUAUGUGAUAAUCAUGUCUAACAGAAUCUGUAUUCAGAUGGUAAUAGCUUGCUAUCUCAUUGGCUUUCUUGGUGCACUGAUAUACACGGGUUGUUUUCUUGGAGGUUCCCUCUGUGGGUCCAACAUAAUCAAUCAUUUUUACUGUGAUAUUAACCCACUGCUGAAGCUCUCCUGUUCUUGUAGUGAUAACAAUAAGAUGGUGGUCCUUGCCUUUAUUAGUGUAAAUGGGACAGGCACUGUAUCAGUUAUUUUGAUCUCCUACAUUUACAUCCUGGCCACCAUCCUGAGGAUGAGCUCUGCACGGAACAGGUCCAAAGCCUUUAAUACAUGUGGAUCCCAUUUGACUGUUGUUUCCUUGUUCUAUGGGGCCGGUUUCUUUGUGUACCUGCAACCAAGUUCCAGUCAUAAUGGACAAGACAACGUGGCUUCUGCUUUUUACACUGUGGUUACCCCCAUGCUGAACCCGCUGAUCUACAGCCUGAGAUACAAGGAGGUGAAGGGUGCUUUGGACAAAUUGUGGAAAAUGUUUCCUUUGUCUUCAUUGAAGAAACUUGGACAAACCACUCAAAUGACUUGGCUGCUCUGUGCUGUCUAGCAAUCAGGAUUCACUGCACUAUACAAUCUUGGCUUUAACCAGUGCAUGUAAGUUUUUCCACAGUCUUAACAGAAACACAUUAAGAAACUAUGAUUAUAGUUGGCAACAUUAAUAAUCUGAUAUGCAACCAAUACAGUUUCCCUAAAGACUUAUGU